GAGGAAGCUUGGAUUUCUUUCUCUGCUGCGCGUAUCUAACCCCUACUGCAUGUAUUUCACCGCAGGCUGAACAAAGCUCAGACUCAAUUGUGCUUCCUGCUUGUCAGCCUCUUGCCUCCCAAACGCGUACCAUUUCCACUUGAUGUCAUCAGACAGAAGGGGGUGAAAGAGACUCGGUGACAGAUUCAGAAAUGAACACACCUGAGCAUGCUCAAUGCCUGUGAGCUCCCCCAUCACCUCACCACGUUGGGAAGCCUCAGAGAAGGCAGGUGCUGGAGCAGUGGCCGCUGAGGGCAAGCUUCUUCCCUGUGGCCUUGACCUUCCUGUUCCCAGUGCACGAUGGAGACGCUCUCGCAAGAUUCCUUGCUGGAAUGUCAGAUCUGUUUCAAUUAUUACAGUCCCCGGCGAAGGCCCAAGUUGCUGGAUUGCAAACACACCUGCUGCUCGGUGUGCCUUCAGCAGAUGAGGACGAGCCAGAAGGACGUGAGGUGCCCGUGGUGCCGAGGCAUCACCAAGCUGCCUCCGGGCUUCUCCGUGUCACAGCUCCCCGACGACCCCGAGGUCCUCGCCGUUAUCGCCAUCCCGCACGCCUCCGAGCACACCCCGGUCUUCAUCAAACUUCCCAGCAACGGGUGCUACAUGCUGCCCCUUCCCAUCUCCAAGGAGCGCGCGCUGCUGCCCGGAAACAUGGGCUGCCGCCUGCUGCCCGGGAGCCAGCAGAAGCCAGUCACUGUGGUGACCAUCCCUGCGGAGCAGCAGCCUCUGCAAGGCGGGGCUCCCCCGGAGACCCCGGAGGAGGAGCCAGACCGGCGGGGCGCGGUGAAAAGCUCCACUUGGUCGGGGGUGUGCACUGUGAUCCUGGUGGCCUGCGUCCUGGUCUUCCUGCUGGGCAUCGUGCUCCACAACAUGUCCUGCAUUUCCAAGCGCUUCACUGUGAUAUCCUGUGGCUGAAGCGGGCUGCGGGGGCGUGACUGGUGGGUGCCAACUAGGGUGGAGCAGGCGUUGAUGAUGGGACUCGGGUGAGAAGAUGGGGGCGACGCUGAUCAUUUGGUGCCGAGCGCUGGCCUCCGGGCUGCCAGUUGAUUAACCCAAGACAGACAGGGCGGGGCAGAAUGUGAGGUCUCAACAAAGAUGCCGGACGGGUCGCUCUGAGCAUUGAUGGCGCAGCUUCGAAGACGAUUGCAUGCAUCCUCGUAGUCAUUUAUUAAAUGGACUGUAACUUAUGAUUUUUCAAAGUCACGUGAAGAGAUAGACAUAUUCUACUUAGAUGUUGACCUGUGCAAGUGCAUACGAUGUGAUCUUCUCUACAUGUGGUAGAUUAAAACCAAGAUGCUAUGUGUACAAGUAGAAUCCAACCUGAGAAUGAAUCCAUGACCAAUUCAGUGACGACCCGCAAUGCUGUUUUCUUUUCUUUUACAACCGAAACCCAGUCUUCACUUAGUUGCUAAGGCUUUUUAUACUUUUCAAAUGGCGCCCGAAUUUAAGUUAAGCGGACCGUCGGUUUUUGAAGAAACUAUUUGAACAAGUGUUUCCAAUGUAUUGUGUUUUGUUUGUCGUGUUCCUUCAUUUUUCUUCCCUUGUAAUUAGAGCUCGAUAUGUGUUUAUUAAAUGGGAAGCUCAACAGGGGAGCAAUAAACUGAGUAAUGAUGAGAAAUGCCUAAUCCCACAGGAAAACUAUAUGCCAAUUUUUCUCAAGCCAUCUCACAAAAUAAGAAUUUUAAAUGUAAAUAUUGUGUAUUUAUAUGUGUGUGUAAUUCGGUUUACUUCGGGUUUUGAAUCUUUUCAGAAGAAUCUUGGUAGUAAGACUCGGUAGGCAUGAAUGAGUGCAGGGUCUGAAACGGUGCCACCUACCUCCUGGGCACUGGGACCCACUCAGUGAGGAGUCACACACUCGUCACUUCCAACACCUGCUCCUCUUUUGUGCAGUUGAGUUGUGAGGCACAAAUGGAGAGUAACAGAACCUUCUGUCUUUUCUCCCAGUUUGAGAAUAUUGUAAUAGUCACGAGUGUUGUUAACCGAUGAUAAACCUGGACUGGCAUUUUAAUAGACAGACCACAGUUAUUUUUUGAAAGAGAUUAUUGUUCCAUGAGAGUUGAACCAUUCCGAAUUCCAGUUUCCUUUUGUUGUAUAAGUAAGAAUAUCCCUUAUAUCUGGAAAUGUGUUUUUAUUGAGAAAAGUGGUGAGGUAAACCUAGAACUCACAUUCUCAAUUUAAAUGGACCAGUUCAUCCUAAAUUCUUAAGUGGGUAAUGGUCUGUAGAUGCUCACAAAGAAAGAUUUGCUAGAUGCAAUGACGAAUUCCUAUGCUGGGUGUGUGUGUGUGUGUGUGUGUGUGUGUGUGUGUAAAUAGCUGUGAGCUUUACAGUCCUCUUCUAAUUUCCUUUAUGACAUUCCUGAAGCAAGUGGUAUGUGACAAGGACUCCUCUCAUAAAUAUCUAUGUUUAUGUUCCAUUGAAUCCGUGAAAAUAGGGGAGAGGAAGAUAAGCAGUGACGGGCUCCAAAAAGCAAAGCUGGAAAUAACCCUCUAAGAUGGAGACAAUUUAAUUUACUUCUAUGCUAGCUAUGACCUUCAAGCAGCACAAAAUAUGCACAUUAAAGUGAUGGAAAUUAGGAGAGAUAAAAUGACAAUAUAAUGACUAGAAUCCAGAGCCAACACUGUUCAUUGGUGUGAGGAUUCAAUAAAAAAAAAUAUGAACUCGGGCUUUUCAAAUCUUUCUAAUUUUUCAUAAGACCUUUAGGAAAUGUAUUUGAAAGCUCAAACUAGAUAUUAGGUUAAAAUGCCAUUUUAUUGUGUAAGCUAUUGGGCAUUAUACAAAAAUCUAGGAUUUAUUUGGUAUUAAUAAUUUAGGUAUCCUAUUAGCUGAAUGCUAUCCUCUGUUAUGUAACAUAAUAUACUGUUGGGUUAGUGUCAAUUUCUCCAACUGAACCAGGCUGCUGUAAUGCACAUCUGACCCAAUUUCUAUUUCUUUUGGGGG
Molecule: messenger RNA, 2974 nt
Organism: Myotis davidii
Lineage: Eukaryota; Metazoa; Chordata; Mammalia; Chiroptera; Vespertilionidae
Gene: RNF152
Product: ring finger protein 152
Exons: 2
Coding region: 340-951 (203 amino acids)
Biological process (GO): apoptotic process; positive regulation of autophagy; negative regulation of TORC1 signaling
Cellular component (GO): lysosome; lysosomal membrane
Molecular function (GO): ubiquitin protein ligase activity
Source: RefSeq, a predicted model, not a curated record